This is a messenger RNA of Symbiodinium pilosum, 180 nucleotides long. Lineage: Eukaryota; Dinophyceae; Suessiales; Symbiodiniaceae. The record is from the annotation of a GenBank genome assembly.
AUGCCGACAGAGCUCGACGCAUUCUCCAGCUUCACGUCUACAAAGGUGAGUGGUGUCUGGGUGUCGAUUACCUCUGCUAGCUCCAACCUGGGAUCUUUGCUUGCGCUGCUGGGCUUCCAGGCUCUGCCGCAACACAGGAAGCGACUGGUCCCAUCCAUCAUCAGCACAGCCAUACUUGCA